Molecule: messenger RNA, 272 nt
Organism: Colletotrichum godetiae
Lineage: Eukaryota; Fungi; Ascomycota; Sordariomycetes; Glomerellales; Glomerellaceae
Exons: 1
Coding region: 6-227 (73 amino acids)
Source: RefSeq, a predicted model, not a curated record
AGGACAUGGGGUUAGAGAUGGGAUGGGGUGUGGACCCGAACUUCCGGCUGGAGCAGUUUGCCACGGAAAAUGAUGUACAUGGCGACAGGGAGGUGAGUUGUAACGAGUGCUGCUACUCCUUUUUCGACUCUUUGUGUGGUAUCCAGCCUGAGGCUCGAGAUCUGAGACGGGAGGCUGCUGGUAAUGGGGCUGUGAUUGUGGAAGACAAUGAGAUGGCGGCUGUGUAAUCUGUAUAGUGAUGAAGUUGGUCUUUCGAGGGAAGCAUAUUGCAG